GACCAGAGCCAAGGGAGUACAAGUUUCUCUCUAUUUGAUUGCAUCACAUUUUGACAGCUGAUUCCUACUUCAGCAUCCAAAGAUGACUCUGAUUAUGAAAAGUUGUUUCCUCUCACUGACCAUCCUGUUUCUUUGGCAAGUGGCAGAUGGAGCAGAAGCCUGCAAGUGUACCCCGGUCAAAAUUCAGCAGGCUUAUUGCAGAUCAGAUGUUGUUAUCAAGGCAGUAGUCUCUGGAAGUCAGAUGGUUGAAGCUGGGAAUGACACUUCUGGAAAUGCUAUCAAGAACAUCGAAUAUGACAUCAGAGUGACUGAGGUGUACAAAGGCCCUCGUGAUAUUGAUGCUGUCUAUACUUCUCCCUCUGAUUCAUGUGGAGCCACUCUGGACACUGGAAACAAACUGUAUUUUAUCACAGGCAAACUGGAAGAUGGGAAAGUGCUCAUCUCGCGUUGUGACUUCAUUGAGCUGUGGGAAGACUUGAGUAUUGGCCAGAAGCUGAAACCGUUUCAGUGUCAUACAUUUGGCUGUGGCUGCUAGAUGAACAUCUGCUUCUCCCUAGCCCAGCAGAAUACAUAUGGACUGACUGGAGAUACUGUCAUGUGAUGGUUCACAAGCUGCUGUAUCACCAGAAUUUGUCUGCCUAAGAUCAAUAAAGAUUAUUGUAAACAA
Nematolebias whitei (Rio pearlfish) is the source of this 667-nucleotide messenger RNA. RefSeq names its product metalloproteinase inhibitor 2. NCBI's taxonomy places the organism in Eukaryota, Metazoa, Chordata, Actinopteri, Cyprinodontiformes, Rivulidae. Gene Ontology annotation, biological process: negative regulation of endopeptidase activity; negative regulation of membrane protein ectodomain proteolysis. Gene Ontology annotation, molecular function: metalloendopeptidase inhibitor activity; protease binding. The coding region runs from base 83 to 535 and encodes 150 amino acids. Gene Ontology annotation, cellular component: extracellular matrix. The record is from RefSeq and is a predicted model, not a curated record. The transcript is spliced from 5 exons.